This is a messenger RNA of Hibiscus syriacus, 1197 nucleotides long. RefSeq names its product epoxide hydrolase B-like. Gene Ontology annotation, molecular function: hydrolase activity. The transcript is spliced from 4 exons. The coding region runs from base 113 to 1063 and encodes 316 amino acids. Lineage: Eukaryota; Viridiplantae; Streptophyta; Magnoliopsida; Malvales; Malvaceae. The record is from RefSeq and is a predicted model, not a curated record.
UUGGCUUUAAUAGCCAGUGGUUAAGAUCAGAACAUCAUCACUCUUUGUAAACUCCGCUAAUCUCAAUCCCAAUUCUCACCCCUCCAUCACUGUUCUCUUUCUCCGUCUGUCAAUGGAUAAGAUUGAGCACAACCAUGUGCAAGUUCGAGGAUUAAAGCUUCACGUUGCCCAGAUUGGAACAGGUCCUAAGGUCGUUCUUUUCCUGCAUGGCUUCCCGGAGAUUUGGUACUCAUGGAGGCACCAGAUGGUUGCCGUCGCUAAUGCCGGCUUCCGAGCUGUUGCUUUUGAUUUCAGGGGCUAUGGUCUCUCGGACCAUCCAACGGAGCCGGAAAAGGCUAACUUCAAGGACCUUGUCGAUGAUGUGGUUGCGCUUCUCGACUCCUUCGGCAUCGAUAAGGCUUUUCUUGUGGGGAAGGACUUUGGAGCAGUGCCUGCAUUCAUGGUAUCUGUUAUCCACCCUGAAAGGGUGUUGGGUGUGAUAACACUCGGCAUUCCUUUUCUCAUACCUGGUCCAGUCGGUAUCCAAUUCGAUCUCCUCCCGAAAGGCUUCUACGUUUUACGAUGGGCGGAACCGGGACGAGCGGAAGCGGAUUUCGGCCGAUUCGAUGUUAAGACCGUUGUAAGAAACAUUUACAUCCUCUUCUGCAGAAGUGAGCUACAAGUAGCCGGCGAUGAUGAGGAAAUAAUGGACUUGGUCGAUCCAUCGACCCCGUUGCCACCGUGGUUCACCGAGGAUGAUCUGGAUGCCUAUGCAACACUGUACCAGAAUUCCGGUUUCAGAACUGCAUUGCAGGUUCCCUACAGGUGCUCUCAAAUGGACUAUGGUGUAACAAAUCCGAAAGUGACGGCUCCGUCGUUGUUGAUAAUGGGGGAGAAGGACUAUUUUAUGAAAUUUCCAGGGACGGAGGAGUACAUUCGGAAAGGGGUAGUGAAGCAGUUUAUGCCUAAUCUGGACGUAACUUUUAUGCCAGAAGGGAAUCACUUUGUUCAAGAGCAAUUCCCAGAGCAGGUGAAUGAGCUUAUCAUCUCCUUCCUUAACAAAAUUCCAGUACAUAAUAUGUAAGCCUAGCCUCGGAAGUGCAUGUGUCACGAGAUCGUUAUUCUCUUAUUAAAAAAUACCAGCGUUUAUAUAUUUUAAGAUCUUUUUUUUUUCUUUUUAGAUGUAACAUUAAUGUACUCUACCUCCUGAAGACGUGA